Aplosporella prunicola CBS 121167 is the source of this 842-nucleotide messenger RNA. RefSeq lists its product as uncharacterized. NCBI's taxonomy places the organism in Eukaryota, Fungi, Ascomycota, Dothideomycetes, Botryosphaeriales, Aplosporellaceae. The transcript is spliced from 2 exons. The coding region runs from base 66 to 464 and encodes 132 amino acids. The record is from RefSeq and is a predicted model, not a curated record.
AACAGCGCAUUUUUUCAAUCAAACAAUCCAGUAAAGGUGCCAUAAUUCUCUCCAAUUUGCCAAGCAUGAGCUCCAAACCUACUCGUGAACCCUCGUUCUCAAAUGCCAAGGAAGCAGACAAAAAGCAAGCCGGCGCUCGCAAGUCUUUUGAAUCUGUGUCCACACUGCCACAAUACGAGGAGGGCGAUUUUGUGUCCAGCUCUGAGGGUGCAGCAAAAGGGCCACCAUCACAACCCUACUCUGGCUUUUCGAAAUCGAAAUCCAAACUCGGAGCUGCGUACCAAGAUAUUAAAUCAAAAAUAAGAACCAGUAACAAAGAUGACGAAGAUCCGGCGCUGGCGGCAGAAAGAUUGGUGGAGAAGCAGCAACGGGAAGAAGAGAGGAAGCGAGAAUAUGAACGGCUAGGUUUGGAGGAGAAGGCAAAGUUCGGCUGGGGAAGAGCGGGAAUGAACUUCAAUGGUUGAGGAAAAGGCGUACUCAGUGGAACCCAGGUGGACGGGUGGAUGCCCGCGUGCAUGAGUUCCUUCCUCAGAGGAAAUUACGGCGCGACAAAGAGGAAGUGACCAGCCUGCUCGCCCUUUCCUCAGGCUCUCUUCCAAAAUGCUGCCAAGAGUAUAAACCCCCCCUCUUUUCCUCUUCUCCCUUUUAUUCCUUUCCUUCCUUCAUGCUUCUUCUCUCAAGUCAAGGCCAAUCAUAUUUCCAUCAAUUCCAUUCCAUGCACCCUGUAGGUACCUACCUACCUACCUAGGUAGGUACCUAGUACCGAUUUAGGUAGGUGGAUCCGGAGACAGACCGGGUACCACCAACGGAGAGACAAUCGUGGAGGUGACAUUGAAAGCAUC